This is a messenger RNA of Salarias fasciatus (jewelled blenny), 1404 nucleotides long. RefSeq names its product mediator of RNA polymerase II transcription subunit 1-like. Gene Ontology annotation, cellular component: mediator complex. NCBI's taxonomy places the organism in Eukaryota, Metazoa, Chordata, Actinopteri, Blenniiformes, Blenniidae. Gene Ontology annotation, molecular function: transcription coregulator activity; nuclear vitamin D receptor binding; nuclear retinoic acid receptor binding. Bases 139 to 969 code for a protein of 276 amino acids. The transcript has 6 exons. Gene Ontology annotation, biological process: regulation of transcription by RNA polymerase II; cellular response to thyroid hormone stimulus. The record is from RefSeq and is a predicted model, not a curated record.
UCUGAAUGUCAACGCCGCGAGUGUUGAUAGAGCGCCGUUGUUGUCUUCCGCAGCCGUCCUGUGUUCCUGUCGAUAGAUGCAGUCCGACACGAGACGUUUCCUGCCUGCUUCCUGCUCAGACUGCGCCCAUCCUUACCGAUGACGCCGUACUUUGUGAAGAAGCUCAUGGAGAUUACCGGUGUGGCUAUACCAGAGAGUAACCUGCAGUGGGCACCAUUACCCAAGCUUCUGCCUCUUCCUGGUGGUGUGAUGCACAGCUAUGCGCUCUCCGAAGCUUCAUGGGAUCUGCCGGCUCACAGAGGAGCGGUGGUGGAGCACGUUCCCUUCACCAGCCCUGCUCAGGUGGCUGCCCUGCUGGAUGUGCUUCGCCACCAGUGUUUCAUCAACACCCUGCUGAGGAGCUGCUUCACUGUACAGACCUCAUACGAAGAUUCGCUGUGUGACCUGUCCUUUGAAGUCCUCCCGGAGUCCGAUGUCGGCUUUUCUGUGACCUUCCAGCACCCCAACAUGAAUUCGCUUGCUGUUUUGCUGGUGAACGUCUGUAAUCAUCAUCAGAUCACCUGUCGCCUGUAUGGAGCAGCUGUCUCCGAGUCUUCCAUUGAUGAGGAUAUCUCCACUGUUGUAAAGAGCUGUAUGUCCAUCCCUGACACCAUCAAGAUAUUAUACGGCACGCUUCAGGACAUCGCCUCUUUCCCACUUUCACCCGGCCUCCCGGUCGCCACACAAGCUGAAGCUGGCUGCUUUGCCCCCUGGAGUGUAGCUGCGGCCGGCACCAGCGAUGGCCCGGCCACGUUCUCCCAAGAUGCAGCUGGGUCUGCAGACUACUUCGCCGGUUCUGCUUCGGACUUUGUCACUCCUGCCUCCACUCCACACUCCACAUCCACAGCUUUUCCUGAAUUAAUCAGAGCCCUCCUCCAACCCAGAGCCUCCAGUUCCUGCAGGCCGGCUCCUCAGAACGAUGGCCAGUGAGCCCAUCUCAACCUGUGUGCCAGGCUUUUUGUUUUGAAGUGUGAAAGUGGGCAGUUUUGUGAACCUGUGUUUUUGGAUCGUAGGGGAAAUGGGUUGUUAUCGGUUCGAGAUGCUGACGUAAAUGUGCAGAGGAUGGCAGCCGUGUCCUGCUGAAGGCUGCAGCGCUUCCUUCUAUGCAUUCCUGUGUGGCGGAGAUUGCUGGCUGUAAAGGUCUGAGGUUUGGCAUUUGACCUCAGACAGCCAAGGGCACGGUUGAUUGGUACCAUGUGAGCCAAUCAAACGUUGUUAAAGACCAAAAUGUACUCUCGCUGGCAAGAAUAAACUACAGACCCACGCGUUAAAAUAAGAAGCAGCUCUUGUUGGGUGACUCAGUCUCUCAGUAAAAAUACCUCUCGGUGUUGUGUAUCAGCUGCACUUCUGAAAUGUGUGCCAUUA